CAUGACUGACUCUGGGGGACUCUGAAUGGGAGCAGCAGACGCUGCGUGAGAGUGAGAUUCGAACGUCUUUCCCACUCUCUUCGUCUCCUAUAUAUUCCACUUUUGAGGGGACGUUGGGAGCGGACACUUCAAAAGAGCACCUCCAAAUCCUUUCUGGCUGCCCCCCUUUCCCCCUUUCCUUUCUGCGAGGAGCCUUUUGGCGGAGACACGUCUCGAAAUGUCACAGAUACUGCCUAUACGAUUCCAGGAACAUCUGCAGUUGCAGAACCUGGGCGUGAACCCAGCCAACAUUGGAUUCAGUUAUCUGACCAUGGAGUCGGACAAGUUCAUCUGCAUCAGGGAAAAAGUGGGCGAGCAGAACCAGGUGGUCAUUGUGGACAUGUCCGACCCCACCAACCCGAUCAGGCGACCCAUCUCGGCUGACAGUGCCAUCAUGAACCCCACCAGCAAGGUCAUUGCCUUGAAAGCUGCAAAGAUGCUGCAGAUCUUUAACAUUGAGAUGAAAAGCAAGAUGAAGGCUCACUCAAUGACUGACGAGGUCAUGUUCUGGAAGUGGAUAUCGGUAAAUACUGUUGCCUUGGUGACGGACAAGGCCGUCUAUCACUGGAGCAUGGAGGGGGAUUCCCAACCGAACAAAGUAUUUGAUCGGCAUGCCAGUCUGGCAGGAUGUCAGAUCAUUAACUACAGAACUGACGAACAACAGAAGUGGCUGCUGCUGAUUGGGAUUUCUGCACAGCAAAACCGUGUCGUUGGGGCAAUGCAGCUGUAUUCCGUGGAGAGAAAAGUGUCCCAGCCCAUAGAAGGUCACGCUGCUGCGUUCGGGGAGUUCAAAGUGGAAGGCAACGCCAAUCCAUCCACCCUCUUCUGCUUUGCUGUGCGUUCACAGGCGGGUGGGAAGCUGCACAUCAUUGAAGUGGGUCAGCCAGCUGCAGGAAACCAGCCAUUUGCAAAGAAAGCAGUGGAUGUGUUUUUCCCUCCAGAGGCCCAGACAGACUUUCCCGUAGCUAUGCAGAUUGGAAGUAAGCACGGUGUCAUCUAUUUAAUCACCAAGUACGGUUACAUUCACCUGUACGACUUGGAGUCAGGAGUGUGCAUCUAUAUGAACAGAAUCAGCGCUGAGACCAUCUUUGUCACGUCGCCUCAUGAUGCCAGCUCGGGAAUCAUUGGAGUCAACAAGAAGGGACAGGUCUUGUCAGUAUGUGUUGAAGAGGAGAACAUUGUCAACUAUGUGACAAAUGUCCUCCAAAAUCCAGACCUCGCCUUAAGGAUGGCUGUCAGGUCCAACCUAGCUGGUGCUGAGGAGCUUUUCGCCAGAAAGUUCAACACACUGUUUGCCCAGGGAAGUUAUUCAGAUGCGGCAAAGGUUGCAGCGUUAGCACCCAAGGGUGUCCUGCGGACUGCCGAGACCAUUCGUAAGUUUCAGAGUGUCCCUGCCCAACCAGGUCAGGCAUCUCCGCUGUUGCAGUACUUUGGUAUUCUGUUGGACCAGGGUCAGCUCAACAAAUUUGAAUCCCUGGAGCUGUGCAGGCCUGUCCUGCAGCAGGGCCGCAAGCAACUUUUGGAGAAGUGGCUGAAGGAGGACAAGCUGGAGUGCUCAGAGGACCUGGGGGAUCUGGUGAAAGCUUCUGACCCGACUCUCGCUCUUAGUGUGUACCUCAGAGCUAACGUCCCCAACAAGGUCAUUCAGUGCUUUGCGGAAACUGGACAGUUCCAGAAGAUCGUCCUUUAUGCCAAAAAAGUUGGCUACACCCCUGAUUGGGUGUUUUUGCUGAGGAAUGUGAUGCGUGUCAGUCCAGACCAGGGACUGCAAUUUGCGCAGAUGCUGGUGCAGGAUGAAGAGCCGCUCGCCAACAUCAACCAGAUUGUGGAUGUGUUCAUGGAAAGCAGCCUGAUCCAGCAGUGCACCUCCUUCCUCUUGGAUGCUUUGAAGAACAACCGCCCCGCCGAGGGUCACUUGCAGACACGUCUGCUCGAGAUGAACCUCAUACAUGCUCCACAGGUGGCAGAUGCGAUCCUGGGCAACCAGAUGUUCACACACUACGACCGUGCUCAUGUUGCUCAGCUGUGCGAGAAGGCGGGCCUUCUCCAGAGAGCUCUCGAGCACUACACUGACCCUUAUGAUAUCAAGCGAGCUGUGGUACACACGCAUCUGCUCAACCCUGAGUGGCUCCUGAACUUCUUUGGCUCUUUGUCGGUUGAGGACUCGUUGGAGUGUCUGAGAGCCAUGCUGUCGGCUAACAUCAGACAGAACCUGCAACUCUGUGUGCAAGUAGCGUCCAAGUACCAUGAGCAGCUCGGGACUCUGGCCCUUGUGGAGCUCUUUGAGUCUUUCAAGAGUUACGAGGGCUUGUUUUACUUCCUCGGCUCGAUUGUGAAUUUCAGCCAGGAGCCUGAUGUGCACUUUAAGUACAUCCAGGCGGCCUGCAAGACCGGACAGAUCAAAGAAGUCGAGCGGAUCUGUAGAGAGAGCAACUGUUAUGACCCGGAGAGAGUUAAAAACUUCCUCAAGGAAGCCAAGCUGACCGACCAGCUUCCUCUCAUUAUCGUAUGUGACCGCUUUGAUUUUGUCCACGACCUGGUACUCUACCUCUACCGCAACACUCUACAGAAAUACAUUGAAAUCUACGUACAAAAAGUUAACCCCAGUCGAUUACCAGUGGUGAUUGGUGGCCUGUUGGAUGUGGACUGUGCCGAGGAUGUCAUUAAGAACUUGAUCAUGGUGGUCAGAGGCCAGUUUUCCACCGAUGAGCUUGUGGAUGAGGUCGAGAAAAGAAACAGGUUAAAACUCCUCCUUCCAUGGUUGGAGUCACGUACCCACGAGGGCUGCGAGGAGCCAGCCACCCACAACGCUCUGGCCAAGAUUUACAUCGACAGCAACAACACACCCGAACGUUUUCUGAAAGAGAACCCCUUCUAUGACAGCGCUGUGGUGGGACGCUACUGCGAGAAGAGGGACCCUCACCUUGCCUGUGUUGCUUAUGAGAGGGGGCAGUGCGACUUGGACCUCAUUAAGGUCUGCAAUGAGAACUCGUUAUUUAAAAGUGAGGCUCGGUAUUUGGUGCGACGGAAAGACCCAGAACUUUGGGCCAAUGUAUUAGAAGAGAAUAACCCCUACAGGAGGCCACUCAUCGAUCAGGUGGUACAAACUGCGUUGUCUGAGACCCAGGACCCAGAGGAGGUGUCUGUCACCGUCAAGGCAUUCAUGACUGCUGACCUACCCAACGAGUUGAUUGAACUUUUGGAGAAGAUCGUGCUUGACAACUCUGUUUUCAGUGAACAUAGAAAUCUUCAGAACCUGCUGAUUUUGACCGCCAUCAAGGCGGACCGCACCCGCGUGACGGAGUACGUCAAUAGACUGGACAACUACGACGCCCCAGACAUUGCGAAUAUCGCCAUCAGCAAUGAGCUCUUUGAGGAGGCUUUUUCCAUUUUUAAGAAGUUUGAUGUCAAUACGUCAGCCAUACAGGUAUUAAUAGAACAUAUCGGAAACUUGGACAGGGCCUAUGAGUUUGCUGAGCGAUGCAAUGAGCCUGCGGUAUGGAGCCAGUUGGCAAGGGCACAGCUGCAUCGAGAUCUGGUCAAGGAGGCCAUUGACUCAUAUAUUAAAGCUGUGGACCCCUCGGCCUACAUGGAGGUGGUCAAUGCGGCCAGCAAGAACAACAACUGGGAAGAUUUGGUCAAAUUCCUCCAGAUGGCUCGGAAGAAAGCACGGGAAUCGUACGUGGAGACGGAGCUGAUCUUUGCUUUGGCUAAAACAAACCGUCUGGCUGAGUUGGAGGAGUUUGUUAGUGGGCCCAACAAUGCUCACAUCCAACAGGUGGGAGAUAGAUGUUACGAAGAGGGAAUGUAUGAGGCUGCUAAGCUCUUGUACAACAACAUGUCAAACUUUGCUCGACUGGCAUCCACACUCGUGCACCUGGGAGAGUACCAGGCCGCCGUGGACAGCGCCAGGAAAGCCAACAGCACUCGCACUUGGAAAGAGGUCUGCUUCGCAUGCGUGGACGGCGAGGAAUUCCGUCUGGCACAAAUCUGCGGCCUCCACAUCGUCAUCCAUGCCGACGAGCUGGAGGACCUGAUCAGCUACUACCAGAACCGCGGCUACUUUGAGGAGCUGAUCGCUCUGCUGGAGGCAGCUCUGGGCCUGGAGCGGGCACACAUGGGCAUGUUCACCGAGCUCGCCAUUCUCUACUCCAAGUUCAAGCCUCAGAAAAUGCGAGAGCACCUGGAGCUAUUUUGGUCCAGAGUCAACAUUCCAAAGGUUCUGCGUGCAGCCGAGCAGUCCCACUUAUGGGGCGAGCUGGUUUUCCUUUACGAUAAGUACGAAGAGUACGACAACGCCGUUAUCACAAUGAUGUCUCACCCGACUGACGCGUGGAAAGAAGGCCUUUUUAAAGACAUUAUCGCAAAGGUGGCCAACGUGGAGUUGUACUAUAAAUCUCUUUCCUUCUACCUGGAUUACAAACCUCUUCUACUCAACGACUUGCUGACUAUUCUUUCUCCACGCUUGGAUCACAAUCGAGCUGUCAACUUUUUCACCAAGGUGAACCAGCUGAAGCUAGUAAAGCCAUACCUGAGGUCUGUCCAGAAUCACAAUAACAAGUCUGUUAAUGAAGCCCUCAACAACCUGCUGACAGAGGAGGAGGACUACCAGGGCCUCCGAGCAUCCAUUGAUGCAUACGACAAUUUUGACACCAUUGGCCUCGCCCAGCGAUUAGAAAAACACCAGCUGAUUGAGUUUAGACGCAUUGCUGCCUAUCUGUACAAAGGCAACAACCGCUGGAGACAGAGUGUGGAGCUUUGCAAGAAGGACAAACUCUACAAGGAUGCAAUGCUGUUCGCUGCCGAGUCAAAGGAUGCUGAGCUCGCGGAGACCUUACUGCAGUGGUUCCUCGAGGAGGGCAAGAAGGAGUGCUUUGCCGCCUGCCUCUUCGCCUCCUAUGAUUUGCUACACCCUGACGUGGUGCUGGAGAUGGCCUGGAGGCACAACAUCGUGGACUUUGCCAUGCCGUACUUCAUCCAGGUCAUGAGGGAAUACCUCACAAAGGUUGAUGAGUUUGCUGCGAAGGUGACGGUGGACAAAUUGGAGACAGCUGAAAGCCAGAGGCAAAGUGAAGAGGAGGUGACAGAGCCUCAGCCAAUGGUGUUUGGCCAGCAGUUGAUGCUCACCGGUUCUCCCGCUCCAGUGGCCCCCCAGCCCGGGUAUCCAGGCUAUAGCUACGCUGCCAACGCCGCAGGCUACGCCGCUCAGCCUGCUUACGGCUUCCCCAUGUAGAGGAUGAAGCCAUCCUUUUCCGCGAGCACGCCCUCUCCGAACCGAGCUGCUCUGGCUCUCUGAACUGAAACCUCACCCGGAACCGGGUGCCACGCUACUUCACUGAAACCGCAGUAACAUCUCCUCCUCGCUAUUAUCGAGGGUCGGUAUCAACUCUCCUCAUCCAUUUCCUCUCCCCAUCUGGACAUAACGGUGCACUGAACUGCAGAGCAUAGCCUCACUGCUGCCCUGUUGUUGUUACAUGUAGAUUUCUAGAGAGUCCUCUCUUGGGUUUUUUUUUCUUGAGGAUGACAAUUCGCUGUUGCGGAUGGGGGCUUUGCACUCCACUCCACCCCCCCUGCAAUUGUCUAUAUCGCCUUACAUAUCCAGCGAGGGGGGGAAAAUGGGCUCAGUUUGUUCAUGAUGAAUCGCACGGCGCUCUGGAUCGAGAGACUGUUACCGUGCAAUCACUUUCUUUCCUCAUCACACACACAAUUUGUGCUGUUAAUGUACUGCGACUAGUGUCUGUUUGCGCACGUGUGUGUGUGUGUGUGUGUGUGUGUGUGUGUGUGUGCGCACGCACGUUCAGCGUCAAAGCCUUUGAGGGACGCGUCACACAACCCACGAGAUGCUCAAAAACAUUUCCACUCCCUUCAGCUGAAAAUCCCUUUCCUGUGAUAAAAUUGUCUGUAUGCUGAUCCAUUGACCUUUUUGCAAAGUGUUUCAUGGGAGGGGGGGGGGGGGAGAAAUCCCCCAAGAGUUUUCCAAAUAAAUACUAUGUGCUACAGUCUGUGCAUGUGCUGCCAAAAUGUAAUGCUGCAAGCAGGAGCACAAUUUUCAUGUUUCACUCAAGUAUAUCAAGUAUUAAUAAUAAGUCCAAUGGAACUGUUUCAAGUGACUAACAGAACAUUUGGGGAUGAACAGAGGGAGAAGAAACAUUUGCGGGUGUCCUGGUACCAGUUUGUCGACAAUAAUCAUUGUACUGGAAGCAAUGUAUAAUAUCAGAUAUAUUGAAAUAUGAAACUAAUCAAAGAAUAUUAUGGAACACCGUAUGUAUUAUCUAUAGUAUGUCAUUGUAGUUUGAGGGGCAUAAUGAUUUUUUUGUAAGAAAACAGACAAUGCCCAAAACAGCAGUUAUUACCGGUAAAUGCUUUUAUGGCAAGUUUGGAGGUUUACUUCAUGCUCCUACAGAAGCGACGCUCAUAUUCUCGGCACAAAAAUAAAGUAUGCACACAA
Hippocampus zosterae (dwarf seahorse) is the source of this 6487-nucleotide messenger RNA. It is a transcript of the gene cltcl1, whose product is annotated as clathrin, heavy chain-like 1. Gene Ontology annotation, molecular function: structural molecule activity; clathrin light chain binding. The coding region runs from base 218 to 5272 and encodes 1684 amino acids. Gene Ontology annotation, cellular component: clathrin coat of trans-Golgi network vesicle; clathrin-coated endocytic vesicle; clathrin complex. The transcript has 32 exons. The record is from RefSeq and is a predicted model, not a curated record. NCBI's taxonomy places the organism in Eukaryota, Metazoa, Chordata, Actinopteri, Syngnathiformes, Syngnathidae. Gene Ontology annotation, biological process: receptor-mediated endocytosis; intracellular protein transport.